Messenger RNA from Arabidopsis lyrata subsp. lyrata, 1626 nucleotides. RefSeq names its product proline-rich receptor-like protein kinase PERK5. Lineage: Eukaryota; Viridiplantae; Streptophyta; Magnoliopsida; Brassicales; Brassicaceae. The record is from RefSeq and is a predicted model, not a curated record. The transcript is spliced from 3 exons. Bases 826 to 1302 code for a protein of 158 amino acids.
AAGAAAAUAAUUAUUUUUUAAUGAAUCUUUCUAAAGUAUUUAAGAUAAACUAUAUAAUAAUAAAAAUUUGAUGAACACGAAGAGCAGAGAUCUCCAAAGAUCCUAACUUUGAUUCUUCUGGUGUUUUCUCCGACCCAAUCAGAUGCAAAAAGGUGUCAUUACAGCGACAACAACAAGCUACACAAUUCAUGGCGAUUGUCCGAACAUCAAAGCUUGAUCUCCCAAACCCAUCUCUCUCUCCUUCUUCUCCUCAAGUUUCAUCGAUACUCUACGAACCAAUCUCCUCUUCACUUGCCCUAACUCUAUCUGAUUCAUCCAUCUCUCUUUACCCUUCUCUCUCCCCUCUCUCUACUCCUUCUCUUUCAUACCCACAAACCCUAAUCCCUUCUCCUUGCUCCUCUGCUUCGUUUCUCCUCCUCCGCUCCCAGAAUCCUAACUCCAACGACGAUUCCGGUAACGAAGCCUCCCCACGUGUCUUCUUUAUCGUUGCUGGUCCUUAUCGUGGUGGGUCUCGUCUUCUUCUCAGGUUCUAUGGUUUACGGGAAGGGAAAAACAAAUGCUUUGUGAGAGCCAAAGUGAUUUGUGAUCAAAAGGGUAUCGAAUUCGAUCAGAAAGUUGGGGUUUUGUUGAAUUUAAGCCACGGUGUUUCGGUUAAAAUCGUUGGCUCGACCAAUUACUUCUCAAUGUAUUCGGUUUCUAGCUCGAAAAUACUCAUCUUUGGUCUCAAGGUUGUGACUGAUGGCAGCAAUUGUGGAGAUGAUGAUGCAGUGGUUGUGAAGCUGGUAAGAUUUAUCCGACAAAUCCGAUGUUUUCUCAUUUGGUGUAAUGCUUCUUGAGCUCAUAACCGGACAACCUCCAGUGGAUCUAACUGGAGAAAUGGAAUAUAGCUUGGUAGACUGGGCAAGGCCUUUGUGUUUGAAAGCAGCUCAAGAUGGUGAUUACAACCAAUUGGCAGAUCCGCGUCUAGAGCUAAACUACAAUCAUCCAGAGAUGGUUCAAAUGGCUUCUUGUGCAGCUGCAGCAAUCAGACACUCAACAAGAAGACGGCCUAAGAUGAGCCAGAUUGUACGAGCACUAGAAGGAGAUAUGUCAAUGGAUGAUCUAAGUGAAGGAACAAGACCAGGACAAAGCAAGUAUUUGAGGCCCGGAAGCGUGAGCUCAGAGUAUAACGCAAGCUCGUACACCGCAGACAUGAAAAAAUUCAAGAAAUUGGCGUUAGAGAAUAAAGAAUAUCAAAGCAGUGAAUAUGGUGGAACAAGUGAGUAUGGUUUAAAUCCUCUGCUUCAAGUAGUGAAGAAAUGAAUAGAGGUUCAAUGAAACGCAAUCCUCAGCUUUGAAAGAACACAACAUUUCUCAUAAUAUUUUCACUUUUCUUCUCUGUUUUUCUUUCAUUGUUUGUUAAUUUUGCGUCAAAGAUCUGAAGUUUUUGACAGUUACAAAUUAUGAUGUUUUUAGGAGUGAUAUUAUUUUGACCAAAAGAGAUUAGAUUGUGGUUUUGUUGAAAUUGUUUAGUACAAAGCGUUAAUCCAUACCAAGUUAUGGAUAUGCAUUAUCAAGAUUGUUUUAUUAUUGGUGUUGUAUAUAAUGAUUCUAAAAGUAAUACGAGAUUAGGAGAAUCUUUAGUUA